AUGUCCUUGCGCCCUAUUGUUAUUUCCGGCCCUUCUGGAACUGGCAAGUCCACCUUGUUGAAAAGGCUUUUGGCUGAGUAUCCUGACAAAUUUGGAUUUUCGGUUUCCCAUACAACCAGGUCUCCCAGAGAUGGAGAAAAAAAUGGCACUGAUUAUCAUUUUGUCACCAAGGAAGAGUUUCAAAAGGAAAUAGAAGGCAAAAAAUUUGUUGAGUGGGCUCAGUUUUCUGGAAACUACUAUGGUACCUCAAUUAAGGCAGUGGAGGAUGUAGCUUCUACUGGUAAGACAUGUAUUCUUGACAUUGAUAUGCAAGGAGUUAAAUCUGUCAAGGCGUCGCGUCUUAACGCCAGGUACCUUUUCUUGAGUCCUCCGCUGAUCGAGGAGUUGCGUUCUCGGUUGGAAGGCCGUGGGACUGAGACGGCUGAGUCUGUGGAAAAGCGUCUUGCGGCUGCCACCGCCGAGAUGGAAUACGCCCAAACCGGAGCCCACGACAAGAUAAUAGUGAACGACGACUUGGAGAAGGCGUAUGGCGAGUUCAAGGCGUUUGUUUUGGAACAAUAG
Molecule: messenger RNA, 561 nt
Organism: Meyerozyma guilliermondii ATCC 6260
Lineage: Eukaryota; Fungi; Ascomycota; Pichiomycetes; Serinales; Debaryomycetaceae
Gene: GUK1
Product: guanylate kinase
Exons: 1
Coding region: 1-561 (186 amino acids)
Biological process (GO): purine nucleotide metabolic process
Cellular component (GO): cytosol
Molecular function (GO): GMP kinase activity
Source: RefSeq, a predicted model, not a curated record